This is a messenger RNA of Polistes dominula (European paper wasp), 1446 nucleotides long. RefSeq names its product peroxisomal biogenesis factor 10 (gene Pex10). Gene Ontology annotation, biological process: protein import into peroxisome matrix. The record is from RefSeq and is a predicted model, not a curated record. Gene Ontology annotation, molecular function: zinc ion binding. Lineage: Eukaryota; Metazoa; Arthropoda; Insecta; Hymenoptera; Vespidae. Gene Ontology annotation, cellular component: peroxisomal membrane.
CCCUCUUUCUCUGUCUUCCCUUUUAUCUUCUUCUUUCCUUCUAUCUCUCGUUCUUCUUAUCUCCCUCUUUCUCCCACUUUGAGCGCGCCUUAUAUACCCCACUCACGCACACACAUAUAUAUACACAAUCUCGUAUCCCGAUUUACGAAGGAUAUCGGGCAGCGAUUAGUUGUUUUCUGACUCGCCGUUCGAUUUCUCGGCGCACGGUUGCAGGGUCAUCGAGGGUCGCGGUGCAGUCGGUAACUGAGAGGAGGAGGAGGAGGAGCAGGAGCAAAAGGAGGAUGUGAAGAGAUGAGGGAGGAGGAGGAGGUGGUAGUGGUGGUGGAGGUGCAAGAGGAAGAAGAAAAGAAAGAUAGUAGCGAAUGAUGGCAAAAACCGAAAAAAGAGGGACAAAAAAAAAGAGAAGAAGGUGUCAAACGUGGAACCCGCGUGAAACGCGAAACGAAAUAUAAAGAUAUAUUGUUGUAAAGGAUUCCCCCACCCUCGUCUUUCUAGACACGAUUUCGUUCAUAGAUGGCCGUAACAUUUCUACCUUACCAACAUAUCUUGAGGUUAAUAAAGAAAAUGGACACCAGGAAAGACCAAAACAUGUCGAAAAAUUCUCAAAAAAGAAAAUUAAAAUAUGCCAAUCAAGCGGAGAUACUUCGGUCUCAUCAAAGGGAUUUAGAUUUUGUAUUACAACUGCAAGAAAAGCUUUCCGACAUAUUACAUGAUUUUAAGAAUUACAGGACUCUAUCUCGGCAUUUAAUUUCUGAUACAUUAGCUAAAUUGAUAUAUUUUAUUUUUACAACUGGAAUGGGUAAUCAAACUUUGGGAGAAGAGUAUACUGGAAUUGUUCAGGCUGAUAUUAAAGCAUACAGAAUUCCAUCUUUAAGUGCAAGGAUUAUGGCUAUGAUGCUAGAAUAUUUUGGGGAAAGAACGUUGUUGAGAGGAUUGGAUCUAUUACAAAGAUACGUUAAUGAUUCUGGUAAUCAAUUAACAGAACAGUCGAUUAAAUUGCUCAAUUUGAUUUUAUCAAGAUUACAGUCAAUAAUACCUCUACUCAUAUUAAUUCAUAAAAGUAUCUUUUAUAUCUCUGGUAGAUAUUACAGUUUAGGUAAAAGAUUAACUAAAAUAGAUUAUGCAAAGGUUUACGGUAAUCCAUCUGUUGAUAAAAUUAGCUGGGGUUUAAGGUUACUCGGAAUCAUAACUUUAAUGCAAUCUGUAUUAAAAAUAUGGCAAAAUGAAUCGCAGCGGAGGAAUAACGAAGAACAUAUAAAACUGACUGAAACAGAUGUACAUGGAAAAUGUCAGUUGUGUACUGAAGCAAUAUCAACAACUGCAACUCCCUGUGGUCACAUAUUUUGUUGGCCUUGCAUUAGUAAUUGGUUGCGCAAUAAACCACAAUGUCCCUUUUGUAGAGAAAAUGUUCCACCCCAAAGAAUCGUAUAUUUAAUGAAUCUAUAA